Messenger RNA from Budorcas taxicolor (takin), 1644 nucleotides. It is a transcript of the gene CKM, whose product is annotated as creatine kinase, M-type. Lineage: Eukaryota; Metazoa; Chordata; Mammalia; Artiodactyla; Bovidae. Gene Ontology annotation, biological process: phosphocreatine biosynthetic process. The record is from RefSeq and is a predicted model, not a curated record. The transcript is spliced from 8 exons. The coding region runs from base 172 to 1317 and encodes 381 amino acids. Gene Ontology annotation, molecular function: creatine kinase activity.
GCUGCCCUCCAGCCCGCUCCCAAGGGGCAGCCCCUCCCAGCCAAUCACACAGCUCAGGCCCCCCCUAUAUAAGGCCGGGGCUGCAGGACCUUCCUCUGGGUCAGUGUCGCCUCCAGGAUACAGACAGCCCCUUCCAGCACCGCCCAGCCAGGCCCCCCACACCCCCCCACCAUGCCGUUCGGUAACACCCACAACAAGCACAAGCUGAACUUCAAGGCUGAGGAGGAAUACCCAGACCUCAGCAAGCACAACAACCACAUGGCCAAGGCGCUGACCCUCGAGAUUUACAAGAAGCUGCGGGACAAGGAGACGCCAUCUGGCUUCACUCUGGAUGAUGUCAUCCAGACAGGUGUGGACAACCCAGGUCACCCCUUCAUCAUGACCGUGGGCUGUGUGGCUGGUGAUGAGGAGUCCUAUACGGUUUUCAAGGACCUCUUUGACCCCAUCAUCCAGGACCGGCACGGGGGCUUCAAACCCACCGACAAGCACAAGACUGACCUCAACCAUGAGAACCUCAAGGGUGGAGACGAUCUGGACCCCCACUACGUGCUCAGCAGCCGUGUCCGCACGGGCCGCAGCAUCAAGGGCUACGCACUGCCUCCUCACUGCUCCCGCGGCGAGCGCCGGGCCGUGGAGAAACUCUCCGUGGAAGCCCUCAACAGCCUGACGGGCGAGUUCAAGGGGAAAUACUACCCUCUGAAGAGCAUGACGGAGCAGGAGCAGCAGCAGCUCAUCGACGACCACUUCCUGUUCGACAAGCCCGUGUCCCCGCUGCUGCUGGCUUCGGGAAUGGCCCGAGACUGGCCCGAUGCCCGCGGCAUCUGGCACAAUGACAACAAGAGCUUCCUGGUGUGGGUGAACGAGGAGGACCACCUCCGAGUCAUCUCCAUGGAGAAGGGGGGUAACAUGAAGGAGGUUUUCCGCCGCUUCUGCGUGGGGCUGCAGAAGAUUGAGGAGAUAUUCAAGAAAGCCGGCCACCCGUUCAUGUGGAACGAGCACCUGGGCUACGUGCUCACCUGCCCAUCUAACCUGGGCACCGGGCUGCGUGGAGGCGUGCAUGUCAAGUUGGCGCACUUGAGCAAGCAUCCCAAGUUCGAGGAGAUCCUCACUCGCCUGCGCCUGCAGAAGCGAGGCACAGGUGGUGUGGACACGGCUGCCGUGGGCUCAGUGUUCGACGUGUCCAACGCCGACCGGCUGGGCUCGUCCGAGGUAGAACAGGUGCAGCUGGUGGUGGAUGGUGUGAAGCUCAUGGUGGAGAUGGAGAAGAAGCUGGAGAAGGGCCAGUCCAUCGACGACAUGAUCCCCGCCCAGAAGUAGGCGCACAGCCAGCCCGCCGCCGACUGCUGGAGCCCCAUCCUAAGGGAGGACCCAGCCCACCGGAGGCCCGCCCCUUCCUCCUGGAGCCCAGCCUAUAAACGUUUGGUCCACCUGGGGCUCUAUCCAUCCUUCUAGUUCCAGUUCCAACCAGAGUUCCAACCAAUGGGCUCCAGUCUCUGGGUUCUGGCCAAUGAAAAACCUCCCUUACGGUCUCCUUUUUUUUUCUCAAAGCUCCGCCCACCAUCAGGAGCUCUGGCUAACGGAGCUCACCUGGAGCUGUUGCUUUUUCUCCACUCAAAGCAACAAAUAAAAGUAAUGGUGGCCUUA